AUGGCCGACGCGCAGCCGGAAUCGAUGAAAAAUCGGAAGCUGUCCCUGAAGAAGAUGGAAGCCCUGGUUCGAGAAAUGAUGGAUUCCGAAACCGGGGUUCCUCUCAGACGACACAAACUGCUUCUCACUGCGGUUCCAGACGCCAUGGCAGGCUACGAUAUGAUCGAGUGGCUGAUGGAGCACUACAACCUCGACGACUCCAGCGAAGCAAUAUCCCUGGCAUUGCAGUUGUGCCUCCAUUGCUUCAUCUAUCCCGUCUCUGAGAGCCGAGACAUCAGCGUGAAGGAUGAUUCAUCCAUCUACAAGUUCCACCCAGAGACUGCGUGGCCAUCGCGGGGACACGAGCCCGACUCCAGGUCAUACGCCGUGUACCUGGUGAAAAAGCAGAUGCGGAAGGACAAACCCCGACUGCACGCCAUAGACGAAUGGGAGUCGGAGGAACAUGCCAGGCUCAAGAUGAACCUGUCGGCGCACUGGAGUGGCAUAACCGUUCUCGCCGAGGAACAGCUGAAAUUGGAGAAGAACCGGAAGAAGACAGAGAAGUUGAUAGCCGAGAGCCAGGAGCGAGCGUACUGGAUGGUGUACCGACCGCCGCCAGGAGCACCUAAUCGCCUGGAAGUCCCGCCCUACGUCCAACUCCGCCAGCCUGAUCGUUUCUCACAACGGAAAUACGAAGCCGAGGCAUGUUUGGAGUUUUUGAAGAAUCACGUGGCUCGAUCGAGGACGAAAGUGUCGCAAGCUGCCCAAUCCUUGGUCACAUACACGACAACGUAUGCCGAGUUCGACCCCGUCAUGACACCCCCAAUACCGUCCAAUCCAUGGAUCACAGAUGACGCCACCUUCUGGAAUCUCAAUUCCGACUAUGUGGAAAUUCCGACGGAGCGACGGGUCAAGCGGUGGGCGAUCUCUAGCUGCGACGUGUUGAAGGACCCCACGGGACGCCGGGAAUUCGAAAAGUACCUGCAAACCGAGUAUUCCCACGAAAACAUCCGGUUUUGGAUGGCCUGCAACCGCCUCAAGAACUGCACGCCCACCUCACUCAUCGGCAUGCGCGCCAAAGAGAUCUUCGAGUAA
Molecule: messenger RNA, 1074 nt
Organism: Notodromas monacha
Lineage: Eukaryota; Metazoa; Arthropoda; Ostracoda; Podocopida; Cyprididae
Source: the annotation of a GenBank genome assembly